Messenger RNA from Candoia aspera, 8525 nucleotides. RefSeq names its product pellino E3 ubiquitin protein ligase family member 2 (gene PELI2). The coding region runs from base 330 to 1592 and encodes 420 amino acids. Gene Ontology annotation, molecular function: ubiquitin protein ligase activity; protein binding. The transcript has 6 exons. Gene Ontology annotation, biological process: regulation of Toll signaling pathway; protein polyubiquitination. Lineage: Eukaryota; Metazoa; Chordata; Lepidosauria; Squamata; Candoiidae. The record is from RefSeq and is a predicted model, not a curated record.
CCGAGGGGAGGGGCCGUUCCACGCCUCCUUUCUGGGUAGAGGAGGCGCUAGUUGGUCUCUCCUGAUCCCCCCUCGGGCAGUCGUGUCUGUCGUUGUUGGCUCGAGCGCUGAGAGGGAAGCGAAGGGUCCGCGUCGGCGGGCGCACCAAGCAAACGCAGCCGGUCAUUUCGCCCGACCGCUCGCUCGCUCCGUGAAGGAGAGCCGGACUAUGAAGGAAAGGUCUCCAGCCAGACGUCCUGUUUGAUGACUAUUAUUCCUGUUCUUUUUGUGAAUGCCAUUUUUGCUCCGCAUGGGAUUAUAGCGACGACGACAACCGCGGCGGUGGCCCCAUGUUUUCUCCUAGCCAGGAGGAGCACUGCGCGCCCAACAAGGAGCCCGUCAAAUACGGGGAGCUCGUGGUUCUGGGGUACAAUGGCUGCCUCCCUAAUGGCGACCGGGGUCGUAGGAAAAGCAGAUUUGCCCUUUAUAAAAGACCUAAAGCAAAUGGCGUCAAACCUAGCACUGUUCAUGUGAUUUCAACACCUCAAGCAUCUAAGGCCAUCAGUUGUAAGGGCCAACACAGUAUCUCCUAUACGCUGUCACGAAAUCAGACGGUUGUAGUAGAAUAUACACAUGAUAAAGAUACUGAUAUGUUUCAGGUUGGCAGAUCAACAGAGAGCCCCAUAGAUUUUGUUGUAACAGAUACGAUUUCCAGCAGCCAAAACAGUGAUGAAACUCAGAUCACCCAAAGUACUAUUUCCAGGUUUGCAUGCCGCAUUGUCUGUGAUAGGAAUGCACCAUAUACAGCCAGAAUCUUUGCUGCAGGAUUUGACUCUUCCAAAAACAUAUUCCUUGGGGAAAAAGCAGCAAAAUGGAAGAAUCCUGAUGGGCACAUGGAUGGAUUAACAACUAAUGGUGUUCUAGUCAUGCAUCCUAAAGGGGGGUUCACUGAAGAAUCUAAGCCUGGUGUUUGGCGAGAAAUUUCAGUCUGCGGUGAUGUAUAUACUCUACGGGAGACAAGAUCUGCUCAACAAAGAGGCAAGCUAGUGGAAAAUGAAACCAACAUCCUACAAGAUGGUUCUCUCAUUGAUCUGUGUGGGGCCACGCUCUUGUGGAGAACAGCAGAUGGCUUAUUUCACACACCAACUCAGAAACACAUUGAGGCUCUACGGCAAGAAAUCAAUGCUGCAAGGCCCCAGUGUCCUGUGGGGCUGAAUACACUGGCUUUUCCUAGCAUUAACCGUAAAGAAGUGGUAGAAGAAAAACAACCGUGGGCUUACCUCAGUUGUGGCCAUGUUCACGGUUAUCAUAACUGGGGACACCGCAGUGAUACAGAAGCCAAUGAGCGUGAGUGUCCCAUGUGCAGAACUGUUGGUCCAUAUGUUCCUCUUUGGCUUGGGUGUGAGGCAGGCUUUUAUGUUGAUGCUGGUCCACCAACUUAUGCUUUCACUCCUUGUGGGCAUGUAUGCUCAGAAAAAUCUGCCAAAUACUGGUCUCAGAUCCCAUUGCCACACGGUACUCAUGCAUUCCAUGCUGCCUGCCCUUUCUGUGCUACCCAGCUGUCUGGAGAUCAGAACUGCAUCAAACUUAUUUUUCAGGGUCCAGUUGACUGAUGCCAUUUUACAGAUGACCAUUAUACAGCUCACUUUGUUAACAAUUUACUGUGAAGAUAAAGAAUUGCCACUAACUCUAGAUUUUACCUUUUUUAAAAAUAAGAUUGUUAUUAAUGAGGGCUUUGGGGUGGGAUUAGGAGCUGGGAUGUGAAGGUAUUUUGAUACCUGGAACCAAACAGUUAUCAGUGGCAUUGCAUGCUGAACAGCAGCAUGUUCAUGGUGACAUCUUUUUUGGUUAAGCUGUAGUAUAUUUGUAAGAUUUGUAAGAUUAGAAGAAAAAUACCAGUGUCUUAAUGAUUUUUUUAAUAUUGGAUUUUUUAACAGAAAUGUUUUCUUCUACACUUUGAAUGACAAGCCUUUAAAACGCAUAUUUUUUCAAUCUAAAAAAAGCAUACAGAAUGUAAUUUGUCUGUCCUCUCUUUUUAAUUUGCGAUAUAGUUAACUUGAAUGAUUCAUUCUCAAAGAGGAUGUAUCAAAUGUUUUGGGUAAACCUGAGUGAAUGUUCACUUAAUACAUGCAUUGAACAUAGAGUGAACACAAAAGGUUGGUUUUACGAACAUAGCACAAAAAUAUUCUGCAGUGUGGUCUAAUGCAGCUGUCCAAGAGACACAGUUACUUGAAAGUUGGGGAUCUCUAUCUAUGGGUGACUUUCUGUAUUCUUUUUCCUUUCCUUUUCUUUUUUUAAUAUAGAAGUUCCCAUGUUAAACAAUGCUUGUAAAACAUAAUAUGGGAAGUUUGAGAUACAGGUUAUUUGCUCCAACAUAGGUUUAAGACAGUGUAUGCAAAACAAUCAUUUCUUUGUUUGCUUCUGACUCUUCUGAGCCAACUCAACUGUAGUAUCAUUCUGCCCUGUAUUUUGCUCAAUUAACACAGCAUAGGAUUGUCCUGUAAGGACUAGCAUUAGGUCAAUUUAUCAAGAGUAGCACAAGAACCAUUUUUCUUUUCCCUAGUAUCCAUGGCUCUGCCAUGAGUCUUUCAUACAUGUUUUUCCUAGUUAGGUUGGCCCUGCUUAGGUGUCAUUCUUUUAAGGUGUUCUUGCAGCACCAUGGGCUGAAGCAAUGAAAAAAUGGCUCUUUCACCAGUGUAGUGAUGCUAAAUGUAUCUCAUUUAAAUUCAGUGGUGGUAAGUCACAAUGUAUGACAAGUCUUUUUCAGUCUUGCAUUUGGUGUCAUUUGUAUUUUUCAUGCAUAUCCAGCUUACUUGUACCAUUUUAACAGUUUUCAUCUCUUUCUAAUUCUGCCUUUUGGCUUUACUUGUAUUAACUUGCCCUUGCAUGCCUGGGACCCGUGAGCAAAUGGAAAUGUAGCAACUUGUUAUUAAUCCAGUUUUUCAGUAGUUGCACUUCCUACAGUAGUGGAAAGGUUUUGGAUUGUUUUUUUUGUAGAACAUAAACAAACUGCCCUUGAUCUCAUAGUUUGAUGCCCUCUUCAGUCUUAACCAUCUGCAGAAGAAUUCCUAAUGAUUCACAUGUUUAAGUUCUUGGUAAUUAUUUUGAAAUAAUAAUUAAAAAUAAGUGGUUUUGUAGCACCUGCUUCUUUUACGUUUCCCUUAAUGUGCAAAUCUUGUCGAACGUACUGUUGACUUACUGAUUCUUGGUUUACUAUUUUUCCUUUCUUUCUAGUAUUAGUUUAAUUUAGAAGUGGCAACUGAAAAAAAAACCCUUUUAAAUAUCCAGGAUCAAUUCAUGUCCUAAGUAACUUGAAAUUCUUUAUUCAGUAUGGGAGUGGGUAGGAAAGGGGACAAAUAACUGCUUGUUUUGAAAAUUAUUCUCACAUUAUUGUAUCUUCUGUGAUAGCAAUUCUAUUUUUCUUUUGUUUUUGUUUUGUACUCAUGCUAUCAAAUUUGUUCAAUUUUCCAUAUUGGCAUAGAAAAAUAGUCGUUAACAGAGAGAAAUUAAUUGCAUAUCUUGAAGUAAACCUUGCAGUUUGGAUCUCCUGUUAAAUUCAGAGCAAUCCCUUGGUUUACUUUGUCCUUUGUUUAAAUACAUAAUUUAUGUGAUUUUAAUAUAUUGUAUAUAUACUUGAAUUGGCCUGUUCAGACAUAAGAUGUAAUAUUUUAUAGUAAGUUAACCUUUUAAACACUUCAUAUGUCCACGCCCAUUGACUGAUGGGGCAUGUUUGUUUUUAUCUGCCAAUGUUUAAUACAGUUUUGCUGUAUAAAAAAGUUCAGUAUUUUUAAAUUGAAAUAUUAGUUUCUUUUGUCUGAAAAGGUUUCACUCAUUGCAGUAUUUUGCAUCAAAUCCCGUACUCUGUAACUUGCCUACCCCAUGUGAUAGAUUGGGGGAGCCAGUUAUUUUCAAAAUAUUUCAUCAUAGUGCCUUCUAAAUGAGACAGCGCCCUGCUUUGAUUCCAUGAUAAAACACGUAACUCAGAUUUUGAUUAGCUGUUUUCUUUUAGUGCAGAUUCUUUUAGUCCCUUUCUAAUGGCUUCCUGUUAAUUGGUGAAAUGCUAUAAAAUCAAAGUUAAAAAACUGUUCUUGUUAACUUAAAAAGUCAAAACAAACGAACAUGGUGACCAUGUUUGACACUUUCAUGUACAAAGAUAUAUAUAUAGAGAGAGAUCCUGCUAUGCUAAUUGCUCCAGCUGUGAAAGUUGCUCCAGAUAUUUUUUCCUUUCUAGUGGGUCUUAUGAACCUGUUCAUUGUACAAUUCUGAAUCCUUUUGUGAUCUGAGCAGCAUGUAUAGAAGCAUUCCUAUAUUUCCUCAUACUGGAAGGGAUCCUGAAUCCCAUUUUUCCCUAGACUAAUUUGAUUUGGCUCCUCUUUUUGUUUCAGAGGGCUUCUAUUGGCUAUAUGAAAAGCUCCCUAUAUAAUUUGCAUAGAAAUUUAUUAAAAGAGCAUUCUCAGUCUCUUGUAAGUAAUGGAAUUUUAAAAAUGUUUUUGGAUAUUGUUCUCCUGAGCCUGUCAGCAAUAAUGUUUUCUUCAAGUAAGAUUUCUGCAGCAGUCUCUUUGUCAAUACUGUAUGAAUAGAAUUUAAAGCCCCUGUUGUACGAACUUAAUUCAAAGUGUGCUUUGUGUCUUAUUUUGAAUUUUUGUUUAUUGGCUCACAUAUUAUACAGCUCUGUCAUUCCUCAUACAGGAAAAUAAUUCUUGUUUUUUCUUUUGCUUGUAUUAAGGCUGCAAUCUACAUGUCCAUGUUCUGCCCCUGAAAUGUAGUUCUUGUUUAGUAAUUCUUUAAUUCUGACCAAUGCUAAACCAUCCAGUGAUGGUCCCUCAGUGCCUCAGGCUUGCCAGAUAUGAAUAGAAGACAUUUCGUUUGGAUUCCGUGUUGAAGGGGAAAAAGGGAGUAUUGAAAACUGUGUGCACUUGUAACAGCAAGCCAAUUCUAGUGCAAAGCAAGCCACUAAGUGGCUUUUUUUGCAUGUUUUAAAUGACUAUCUCAUUUCAUAGAACUUUUCCCCAAAGAGCUAUAAACUUGUUAGUGUACUCUUUCAAUCAGUCAUUUUCAGUCUAUAUUUGACUUAAAUGGACAUAUUUGUAUAACAUGCUUCACCUAAUUCUAUGGGUUUAUAGGGCUCACCUGAAAGGGGUAACACAGACUAAAUUGCACAAAACUCCGAGCUAAAAUGUGGUUGGGUACUUUGUAGUUUCAUGUGUCAUGCUAACUCAACCAAUAUUACCCCUCAAAAUUUUCUGUGCACCUUUUUGAAUGUUUGCAAUGGUGCUUGUUAUCAUCAACCUUCUUUUCUUGUAAUUUCUUAAUGUCAGAUUGAGAAAUCUUGACUCUUUCCUUGGUCAUGGAGCAGUUUAGAAAUACUUUGGUGCUUUUUUAAAAGAGAAGCAUGACUCUGAAUUUUGUUUCAAAAUGUUUUUGGGGAUGUUGAUACACUAUUGUUUUAAUGCUUGGAUGAUGUCAAUACCCCCCACCCCCAUUGCACGUAGAUUCAAAGUAUACUCAGGAACUGGCAAAAAUUGCUUGAGAUACUAUGUAUCUUAAAUUUAUCCAGUGGGUUUGCUCUAAAUUAACUCUUACUAAGUUUACUCUUACUAAUUUAUAUAUUUUGAAACAAAUUGGAGCUUUUUUCGUAAAACAAGUUAUUGAAUCUGGUGUUUCUAGGUAUGUUGGGGCUCUCACUCCUAGGAUUCUUAGUCCUUGAAAUUCCAAAGAUUUUGAAAUUAUAGUUCUAGUACAUCUGGAGGAUGCCAGGUUGAGAAAAACUGCCCUAUAAAAUGAAUAUGAAAUUUUUGAAGCAUGUGCCAGCUUUUUCUUCCCUGCUGCUUCCAAUAGCCAAGGUAAUAUCUUGAAAAAUAUUCAUUCAAAAGUCAGUGCAAGGCACACUAAUCUGUGUUGGGAGAUCCAGUAAUAUCUGUGUUAACUAAUUGGAGAAUCUUGUAAGUCUCUCUGGACAAUUCCUCCUAGUCAGUUCAGCUGAGGAAGUGUUUCUUUGUUUUUGCGUUUUUCUGCUCUAGAAGUCAAUAUUUAUUUCAUUGGUGAUGUACUUUGUUCUUCACAGUAUAAAUAGCAAACUUUCUGAAGUCUUAGUUGUCCUUCCAAUUUGAAUUUCAGGGAAAUGUAUGCUAGCUUUUUCUGAAAAUUCAUGAGAUAGUGUGAUUUUUAAGAAUCUGUCAAGCAAAUUACGAAUACAAAAAUACGUUUGAACAGGUUGACCCAUGCAAAUAAGUCAAGAUAUGUGUUUGCCAUCCCUUUUGUUAAGCAGAUAAGGACAUUUUAUUUAUAUGCAUAUAUAUUGAUCACUACCAUCAUUAAAUAGUGCCAGUUUAGAAAUUGUAACACCACAGAUUUUUUUAUGCCAUUGAAAGGUUGCAUUAUUCCGUAUCAGCAAUAGUUGCUGUUUGUCAACUGAUGGAUUUGCAUAUGCUAUGUGCACUAAAAGCAAUGUGAUUAUCUAUUUUUACUAAACUAAUUAAUUAUUGUCUAAGCAAUUAUUGUCUAAGCAAUAAUUACUAAACUAAUUAAUUAUUGUCUAAGCAAUAAUUAAAUAGAUAUUCUAGCUUCAUAUCCAUUUUCCUGUUUAUGCUUAUAUGUUCUUCUUAUAGUUUCCAGGCAAUGGCACAUGAACAGUUAAUAAAUUCUGUAAAGAGAUGAUGAAUGUUAAGUCAUUCAGUUCCCUGUGAUGGAGUUAGGAAGGCUGAAUGUUCCAUGGAGAUUACUUCAAGCAAAUUCAGAUUAUUCUCUCCAGUACAUAUGCUUUUACAAAUCUGAUUAGAGAAAUCAAUACUUAGUUGUUCAUCUAGUCCAGCGUUCAUUCCCAAAAUUGUCAAAAAUUACUCACAUUAAUCCCAUGAUAAAUAUCUCUGAAACAUUGAAAGAGGGCAGUAACUUCCUUUCUUUUAAAAAAUCUCAAAUAGUCCUAAAUUGUUCUUAAGAUGAUACUUGUAAGUAGUUAGAAAGCUAUUAUUCUUUCACAAAACAACCUAGGUUGUUCAGAUACCUUAUACAAAAAAAUAUCUUGGCUUCACUGAGAGGCACCUUCUAGCUUUGGUGCGUACAUUUUGUGAGCACAGAAGCAGGAGCAGUGCUUGAUAUGUAGGUUAUGUGGGACAUCUGGGAUUUAAACUUAGUUAAGUGUUGUUAUUACUAGCAUUAUAUCAUUAUUUUAACAACAGUUGGUAUAUGACUGGAAAGUGAUCAAGAUGAAUUCCUGCUCGGAGCCAAGGUAAGAAUAUGACUGAUGGAAGAUUGUACCAACAGCUGGAAUAAUUACCAAGAAGUUGUUCUAGAAGAUUUUCCAGUGUCUUUUUUGAACUCCCAGUGUUAAGAAUAUUUUGAGUAAGAGUGCCAUGGAUUGAAUCUGCGCCUGAUUUGCUAAUGAGUUAAAAAUACCUUGAUAACCUGAAGUUGGCCAUGUAACUGAGAUGAUCAGUUCUGCAUCAAAAUCAGGUCUGCAUCAAACUUGAGAUGUGUGUGAAAUGGAAAAUAUGCUUUGUUUCAAACUUGAAACAAAUUACCGUGUUCUGAAAGUUCUGCCAAGCUAUUUUAGAUUGUCUGAAGUACAGCAGAAAUAACCCUGAAAGUAUUUUAUUGUUUUGGAUUUUGGAUGAAACAAAAAUCUAGAAGGAUCCCAUAAAGAUCCAGGAGUGAUUUUAUGGAAUGAGUAGGGUAAGGCUGGUGUCUGUCACCUUCUCCCCACUUCUAAUGGCUCUGGUGGUCACACCCCAACAGCCUGCCUGCCUCCAGUCUCCCUCCUGCUCUUCCCCAAACUACUGCUUGAAACAGCAUUGUUUUUUUCUAUAUAUAGUCCAAAGAUUACAAAACACAAAUGGUUUGGUUUGCAUACUGGCUAGCCAAAGCAGUUGUUCCAUGCAUGGAACAGUUUGCACAUUCCUACAGAAAAUCCAUUCUAUGCAGGCAACCAUUGUAGUAACCUUAAAGUCUUAAAUGAUUCUAGAUCUUACUGUAUCUUUGAAUGAUUCUGAAUAGGCAAAAUGUAUAUUAUUGGUCUAUUCCAUAAAGUUAAAAAACAAAUUUGUGUCAGAUAUAUUAGGUGUGUGUAUAUACAGUAUAUGUAUGUAUGUACAUAAAUGAAAUGUGCUCAAUCUUCAUACAAGACAGUGUUGACCUGCAUAGGGAUACUUUAUAUUUGGAGGCCACUUUAUACACAAUUUUAAUGUGUUGAAUUUAUCUGGUAAUUACAAAUUUCCUGAUAGCUUUCUCCACAUAGAAAUGACUACUAAAAAUCUCCAGUCUGCACAGAAGGUGUUGAUUGGUUUUUGUGUUAGCCGGGCUUUGGGGUAUUCUGUCCUAUGAAAGCAGUGUUUCCUGGAAUCAUGAUAGGAAUCUGGGCCUCUCUUAAUUGGAAUCUUGGGCCCACGCAGAUAUUACUGGACAAUGCUUUAGCCAGUCCUCAUCUAUUGUGGACAGGGAUGACAGAAGUUGUAGUUCAGCUACAUUUUUCACCCCUUCCCUAAAGCAUCAUCAAGAUUCCUAGCUAGAAGUUGGAGGGGAAUAUCAGUAAUGAUGAGUGAGCAAUCAUU